AUGAUUACAAGAUCAAAAUUAUCAGGGUUAUUCAAUGAAUUUUUUUCAUCGGAGCAUUUUUUGGUUGUGGGGGCUUCUUCUGAUCCAUCGAAAUAUGGAAAUAAAGUUUUGAAAUGGUAUAUGAAUAAUAAUUAUCCAGUUACAGCUGUCAACCCAAAUGAAAAAAUUGUAGAAGGUUUAAAAACUAUACCAAACCUAUCAUCAUUCUCAUCAAAUAUUCCACCAUCAAAAAUUUCAGUUUCAAUUAUCACGCCUCCAAAAAUUACCAAAACAAUUUUAGAAGAAGCUGCCAAACUUGUGGGUGUGCUAGGUGACAAAUGA
This is a messenger RNA of Entrophospora sp. SA101, 321 nucleotides long. The record is from the annotation of a GenBank genome assembly. NCBI's taxonomy places the organism in Eukaryota, Fungi, Glomeromycota, Glomeromycetes, Entrophosporales, Entrophosporaceae.